CCCGCUCACGUUAUAUAAAAAUACAUAGCCACCCCCGACCCCUUACAUUUACAUGUAUAUAUAUACAUGUACAUACACAUGGUUAGAACAACUAUCUCAAAAUAUAAACACCAUCAUCUGUUCUACUAGGUUUCUUCUUCACCAUAUCUAGCUUAACUUAUCUUCCUCACAAUCAUCAUCACCAUGGCCAACGCCGUCCUCCGGUCUUUUCUUCCUAUCUUCUCUGUUAUCUUCUUCUUGACCACCAUUAACGUCGCCUCUGCAAAGCCCUUCUCAAAGACCGUAUCUCCAUCAUCGCUAGGGCUCAAGAAGGAAAAGCUCACUCAUCUCCACUUCUUUCUCCACGACAUUUUAACCGGCGAAAACCCUACUGCCGUCCAAGUCGCGAGCGCGGCCACCACCAACACUUCAUCGUCGUUCUUUGGAUCCGUCGUCGUCAUCGACGACCUCUUGACCGCCGGCCCGGACGUGAAGUCGAAGACGGUAGGGAGAGCGCAAGGCAUGUUCGCGUUCGCGUCGCAGAGCGAGCUAAGCUUGUUAAUGACGAUCAACUAUGUUUUCACGGAGGGAAAGUUCAACGGGAGUACGAUCAGUAUUCUGGGUCGGAACGCGGUGUUUUCCGGCGUGAGGGAGUUGCCGAUCGUCGGCGGCAGUGGGGUUUUCCGGUUCGCCAGAGGGUUUGCUCUGUUGAAGACGCACUCGUUUGAUGUUCAACUGGGGAAUGCUGUCGUCGAAUAUGACGUCUACGUCUUGCAUUAUUGAUUAUUUAUUUAGUUAAUAACAAAUUUUUUAAUGUGGAAUUAUUAAUAAAAAUUAUUGUAAGUCCGUUACUUCUUUA
Molecule: messenger RNA, 838 nt
Organism: Carica papaya (papaya)
Lineage: Eukaryota; Viridiplantae; Streptophyta; Magnoliopsida; Brassicales; Caricaceae
Product: dirigent protein 21-like
Source: RefSeq, a predicted model, not a curated record